CCGGGCCGGCCCCGCCCAUCCCGGGGAGUCCCAGCCGGCGAUUGGCACGCCCAGCGCCCCCACACGUGGGGCGGGGGUGGGGGUGAAUGAAAUGGAAGCGAUUCCCCCGCCCCCGCGUUUACCUUCCCCUCCCUGCGCGGCCCGCCCCCUCGGGCUCCCAGUCCAGCGCCUGCCCACCGGCUACCGACUGCACCCGACCCUGGCGUCCGACAACCCCAGACCAGGACCCCGCAUCGCGGACCGGCGAUGGCCAAGCGCAGCUCGCUGUCCAUCCGCAUCGUGGAGGGGAAGAACCUGCCAGCCAAGGACAUCACCGGCAGCAGUGACCCCUACUGCAUUGUGAAGGUGGACAAUGAGCCCAUUAUCAGGACAGCCACGGUGUGGAAGACCCUGUGCCCCUUCUGGGGUGAGGAGUACCAGGUACACCUGCCACCCACCUUCCACGCGGUGGCCUUCUACGUCAUGGAUGAGGAUGCGCUCAGCCGGGAUGAUGUUAUCGGGAAGGUCUGCCUUACCAGGGACACCCUGGCCGCUCACCCUAAGGGUUUCAGUGGGUGGGCCCACCUGAUGGAGGUCGACCCUGAUGAGGAGGUUCAGGGCGAGAUCCACCUUCGGCUGGAAGUGGUGCCAGGGACCCGGGCCUGCCGGCUGCGCUGCUCCGUGCUGGAGGCCAGGGACCUAGCCCCCAAGGACCGGAAUGGUGCAUCUGACCCCUUUGUCCGUGUGCGCUACAAUGGCCGGACUCAGGAGACCUCGAUCGUGAAGAAAUCAUGCUACCCACGCUGGAACGAGACAUUCGAGUUUGAACUGGAGGAGGGAGCCACAGAGGCACUGUGCGUGGAGGCUUGGGACUGGGACCUUGUCAGCCGCAACGACUUCCUGGGCAAAGUGGUGUUCAAUGUCCAGAGACUGUGGGUGGCCCAACAGGAGGAGGGCUGGUUCAGACUGCAGCCAGACCAGUCCAAGAGUCGGCAGGAAGCGGGCAACCUGGGCUCCUUGCAGCUGGAGGUGCGGCUGCGAGACGAGACAGUGCUGCCCUCUGGCUGCUACCAGCCCUUGGUGCAGCUGCUGUGCCGUGAGGUGAAACUGGGCACCCAGGGCCCAGUGCAGCUGAUCCCACUCAUUGAGGAGAUGACCAGCACUGAAUGCCGCCAGGAAGUGGCCACCAACCUGCUCAAGCUCUUCCUGGGGCAGGGACUGGCCAAAGAAUUUCUGGACCUGCUCUUCCAGCUGGAGCUGGGUCGCACCAGUGAGGCCAACACCUUGUUCCGGAGCAACUCUCUGGCCUCAAAGUCCAUGGAGUCUUUUCUGAAGGUUGCUGGGAUGCGGUAUCUGCACGGCGUCUUGGGCCCAAUCAUCGACAGAAUAUUUGAGGAGAAGAAGUAUGUGGAGCUGGACCCCAGCAAAGUAGAGGUCAAGGAUGUAGGGUGCUCCGGGCUGCACCGACCACAGACCGAAGCCGAGGUGCUAGAGCAGAGCGCACAGACGCUGCGCGCCCAUCUGGGGGCGCUGCUAAGUGCUCUCUGUCGCUCAGUUCGUGCUUGCCCAGCUGUGGUCCGCGCCACCUUCCGCCAGCUCUUCCGGCGUGUGCGUGAGCGCUUUCCCAGUGCCCAGCACCAGGUGCGCCCUCUGCAGAACGUGCCAUUCAUCGCUGUCACCAGCUUCCUGUGUCUGCGCUUUUUCUCUCCUGCCAUCAUGGCACCCAAGCUCUUCCACCUGCGGGAGCGGCACGCGGACGCCCGCACCAGCCGCACUCUACUCCUGCUGGCCAAGGCAGUCCAGAACGUGGGCAACAUGGACACGCCUGCUUCCAGGGCCAAGGAGGCUUGGAUGGAGCCGCUGCAGCCCACCGUGCACCAGGGCGUGGCCCAGCUGAAGGACUUCAUCACCAAGCUAGUGGACAUUGAGGAGAAGGACGAGUUGGACCUGCAGAGGGCGCUGAGCUUGCAGGUGCCACCAGUGAAGGAGGGGCCACUCUUCAUCCACAGGACAAAGGGCAAGGGUCCCCUCAUGUCCUCCUCUUUCAAGAAGCUCUACUUCUCCCUUACCACCGAGGCCCUCAGCUUCGCCAAGACGCCCAGCUCCAAGAAAUGUGCCCUCAUCAAGCUAGCCAACAUCCGGGCAGCAGAAAAGGUGGAGGAGAAGAGCUUCGGCAGCUCGCACGUCAUGCAGGUCAUCUACACGGAUGAUGCAGGCCGGCCCCAGACUGCCUACCUGCAGUGUAAGUGUGUGAACGAGCUGAACCAAUGGUUGUCUGCACUGCGGAAGGUGAGCAUCAACAACACCGGCCUCCUGGGCUCCUACCACCCUGGUGUCUUCCGAGGGGACAAGUGGAGCUGCUGCCACCAGAAGGACAAGACAGAUCUAGGCUGUGAUAAGACCCGGUCACAGGUGACCCUGCAGGAGUGGAAUGACCCUCUGGACCAUGACCUGGAGGCCCAGCUCAUCUAUCGGCACCUGCUGGGCAUGGAGGCUGUACUGCGGGAGAAGCACCGGAAGCUGAGUACAGGCACAGCGGCAGGCUUGAUGCCCAUAGGCCCUGGCGAAGCUCCCGAGGACCCACUGGCCCAGCUGCUGCAGGUGCUGCAGGACCUCCAGGAGGCCCAUAGCCACGGCCCAGCCAGCUCUGCACCCUUGGAGUCAAACCGCCUCCUGGAGCUGCAGACGUGAACUCUGCCCCACACUCCCUUGCCGAGCCCCUGUCAGGUGCUUGGAGACCCCCAGUGCACUCCUGGCCCUUCACCUCAGUUCCUCUCAUUGGGGUGCAGGGCCUUGAGUCUUUCCUGGGCUGGGAGACUUUGGGAGGCCAGGGACCAGAGGGUGCAGAAGUCAGGAACUGACAGGACUUGGGCCUGUCAUUGCCCAUGCAAAGUCUCUAGGGGACUCUGGGGGUUUGUGCUCCUCUGUGAGGCCUGGUUGCUCCUUACAGCCCCUGCAGCCAUCACCACUACUAGCCCAGACUCUCCGGGACCCUCCUCUCUUGCUCAGGGCAGACCCAGCCAGAAACUAUCCCUAGGAUGGUCCACACUAGGGAUAGUAGACUGACACUUCCUUGGACUUCAGAGAGGCGGGAGGGAACAUGUGCCCCAGGAAACCAGGCCUCGAUCUCAGCACCCACAUUACUCUCGGCCACCACCCCACCCGCUCCCCUCACAGUGGCUGUGCCCUGGGAGAGUGUCACGGUGCUCUGUUGCCAACAAUAAACCUGUGACUGCG
This is a messenger RNA of Hipposideros armiger (great roundleaf bat), 3216 nucleotides long. RefSeq names its product RAS p21 protein activator 4B (gene RASA4B). Gene Ontology annotation, molecular function: phospholipid binding; GTPase activator activity. Lineage: Eukaryota; Metazoa; Chordata; Mammalia; Chiroptera; Hipposideridae. The transcript is spliced from 21 exons. Gene Ontology annotation, biological process: intracellular signal transduction; cellular response to calcium ion; negative regulation of Ras protein signal transduction. The record is from RefSeq and is a predicted model, not a curated record. The coding region runs from base 247 to 2670 and encodes 807 amino acids.